Lodderomyces margitis is the source of this 2343-nucleotide messenger RNA. RefSeq lists its product as uncharacterized. Gene Ontology annotation, cellular component: intracellular membrane-bounded organelle. Lineage: Eukaryota; Fungi; Ascomycota; Pichiomycetes; Serinales; Debaryomycetaceae. Bases 1 to 2343 code for a protein of 780 amino acids. The transcript has a single exon. The record is from RefSeq and is a predicted model, not a curated record. Gene Ontology annotation, biological process: magnesium ion homeostasis.
AUGUCCAAAAGCAAACUAUCGUCACUGCAUAGCCAUGGUACUACCGUCUCCUUAAAUGCCAAUAGGUCAACUACUGCCAUUGGCAAGAUAUUAUUCAUGUUCACCAGUUUCAUCAGGCUAGCCCAUUCGAUCCCCGUUCAUAUCAAUAGUGUUGCCUCAACGGCUGCUGCUAAUGCUCAUGAAGGUUCAGUUCACAAGACUGAGCAAACACCCGAACAGUUUUAUAUCAACUUGUUCACCUCGGCUUUUCUUGUUUUAGCUGGUGGUGUGUUUGCUGGUUUAACUUUGGGUUUAAUGGGUCAAGAUGAAGUUUAUUUAAAGGUUAUUUCGUCGAGUGGUGAACCAUCGGAACGCAAACACGCAAGAAAAGUUUUGAGAUUGCUUGGAAGAGGUAAACAUUGGGUUUUGGUCACGUUGUUGUUGUCUAAUGUUAUCACCAAUGAGACAUUACCUAUUGUUUUGGACCGUUGUCUUGGAGGUGGAUGGCCUGCUGUGGUUACAUCUACUGUAUCCAUUGUCAUUUUUGGUGAAAUCAUUCCUCAAUCUAUUUGUGUUAGAUACGGAUUGCAAGUUGGUGCAUUGUUUUCGCCGUUUGUAUUGUGCUUGAUGUAUCUUAUGUAUCCUGUUGCUUAUCCUUGUGCCUUGUUGUUGGACCACAUAUUGGGUGAGGACCAUGGUACAGUGUACAAGAAGUCAGGGUUAAAGACCUUGGUCACUUUACACAAGACUAUGGGUGUCGAGAGGUUAAACCAAGAUGAAGUCACCAUUAUUAGUGCUGUUUUGGAUUUGAAGGAGAAAUCUGUUAGCUCAAUCAUGACACCUAUGGAUAGAGUGUAUACGAUGAGUGCCGAUACCAUAUUGGAUGAAAAAACAGUGGAGGAGAUAUUCAAUGCGGGAUUUUCUCGUAUUCCUAUCCACUUGCCAGGAGAACCUGACAAUUUUAUUGGUAUGUUUUUGGUUCGUGUUUUGAUUAGUUAUGACCCAGAAGAUGCUUUGCCUGUGGCCACAUUUCCCCUUGCUACAUUACCUGAAACAGGUGUUGAUACGUCGUGUUUGAAUAUCCUAAAUUAUUUCCAAGAAGGUAAAUCGCACAUGAUUAUUAUUAGUGAAACACCAGGAGAACCUACUGGAGCGAUUGGUGUAUUGACAUUGGAAGAUGUUAUUGAAGAAUUAAUUGGUGAAGAAAUUGUUGAUGAAUCGGACGUUUAUAUUGAUAUCAACAAGAAUAUCAAGAGAAAACAACCGGGACCGUUGUCAAAGAGACAUCUUACUUCUUAUUUACACAAUUUGUACCAAAGAGGAGGUGCGACAUCGUCAAAGAGAAAUUCUUUGGAGUCACAAGAUUUACCGCCAGAUUUGCGCACAAGAUUGGAAAGACAAGGAUCUCAAGCAACUGUUAUUUCUUCGACCCCAAAGAACAAGGGGAGUGUUAGAGCAAGUGAUCAGGAGUCAACUGCCGCUGGAGCAACAAAUGGUACUACUAAUACUACUACACCUGGAGCAACAGGAAAUACUGCAGUAGCUGCUGCUGCUGCUGGCGCCAAAUGGAAGAUUCAAAACCCGGCCAUGAAUCCAUUAGAAACGAGUAGGAAAUUUGUCACUAUUAAGAAGCCCGAUCAUGGUAAGCUUGAAUCUGUUGCCAAAGCUGCGUCACCGGCACCGCCUGCGCAACCACAAUCAAUUGAUAAGAAUAAGGGUAAGAAUAAGUUAGUUGGUCAAAUUCAUACAACUGAACAAGGAGCUAUUGAUGAAGCCCAAAGAAGAUCAGUUGAAUUGCGCAAUAGUAGUGAAGAAAAAUCUUCAAAUAGGUUUUUAUUGCCUACUGAAAGAGAAGCAGAUGUUUCUGAAUUACCCGAUGGUAGUAGUAGUGGUAAAGAGGAUCGUUACUCACAACUUCAUCACGAUGGCCACAUAAACAUCCCCAUACCGAAAGCGUCAUCAACUCGAUUGAAUGGGGAUGGAACUGGUUUAGCCAUUACUGAACAUCAAGAGUCAAGAUCAUAUAGAACUGGUGGUAUUAUUGAAUCAGUAGUCAAUGUUGAUGGUGUUCACAAGACCAUUAUUGAAAAUGUUAGUGAUCAUGAAGACGAAGAUGGAUUGGAAAGCUCGAGUCUAGUGUCUGAACAACAGAGACAUAAUAAGAAGCACAAACAGCACAAGAAAAAGAAGCCGAGAAGAACUAGUUCUACUAGGUCUGAUUCUUUUAGCAUGAGUAAGUUCAGUGAUGACGAAGAGAGUGUUUCUUUGUUAAAUGGUAGUGGACAUUCAUCGACUAGUGAUAGUUCCAAGAAGAAGAAUAAUAAUAAUAAUCGGGGAUUGAGUGAUGGUGGUCAUAAUGAGUAA